CAUCUUUGUUUCAAUCACCCACGUUAGAUUACAACUACAAUAGCGUACAAAAAGAAUAAACGAAGGAAGAUUUGUGGGUCGGUUACAUUACCAAGUGUCUCUCUCUUACCUCAUUUAACUGUUUGCCGUUUGUUUUUCCUCUUCAAAAUUUGUUUUCUCAAACAUUGAUGAUUUGAUUCAAUUACUUAAACCACAUUCACAUUCACACUCACACUAUUCACUCAAUUUAUCUCAACAACCACAACUAUGCCUAUCUAGACAUCGUUUCUUGAUUUUGAUGGCUCUUGACUCAGUUAUUAAAGCUACAUUCUUCUGGGGUUGUUCCAAUUCCAAACCUCAUCCUCAAUUGGGUUCUCAUUCCUUGCUCAUUGGGAAUCUGAGAAAUGAUUUUCUUCGUAGAUGUUGUUAUUUGGCUGUUUUAGCUCAGAAAGCUACCAUUCCUGUUGAAGAUGAAAAACCUUUGCUUCAUUCUCCUAAUCCCGCUGCUGCUCAUGAUCAUGAUGCCCUUCUCCUCAAUCACUCCAACGGCUUUCACAAGGACAUCAACAUGCUUCCCAAGCCAUUAACGGCAACUGAUGUUUCUUCUUUGGCUAGUGAUGGAUCGAAGGUGCGCGUGGCUUAUCAGGGACUUCCGGGAGCAUAUAGUGAAGAUGCAGCUUUGAAAGCGUAUCCAGAAUGCGAGACUGUGCCAUGUGACGAGUUUGAAGCGGCAUUUAAGGCAGUUGAAUUGUGGUUGGUAGAUAAAGCGGUUCUACCAAUUGAAAAUUCUGUGGGCGGAAGCAUCCACCGCAAUUAUGACUUACUUCUUCGACAUAGGUUGCACAUUGUUGGGGAGGUUCAGUUGCAUGUUAACCAUUGUCUCUUAGGGUUACCUGGCGUGACAAAAGAGGAGCUCAAAAGUGUCGUUAGUCAUCCUCAGGCUCUUGCUCAAUGUGAGAUGGUGCUUAAUGAUUUAGGUGUUGACAAAAUUGGUGCACAUGAUACUGCUGCUGCUGCUCAGACAGUGGCCAUAAAUUGUGUAAGACACACUGGAGCUAUUGCAAGUACGCGAGCUGCAAAAGUAUAUGGCCUGGACGUUCUUGCAGAAAGAAUUCAGGACGAUGACGUAAACAUUACCCGUUUCUUGGUCCUUGCAAGGGAGCCAAUAAUUCCAGGAACCGACCGGCACUAUAAGACUAGCAUAGUUUUCAGUAUAGAAGAAGGUCCUGGUGUACUAUUCAAAGCUCUAUCAGUGUUUUCUAUGAGGGAUAUUAAUUUGUCAAAGAUAGAGAGUCGCCCAUUGAAGCAGCGCCCAUUAAGGGUUGUUGAUGAUUCGAAUGAAGGGAGUGCCAAGUAUUUCGACUACCUCUUCUACAUCGAUUUUGAAGCUUCAAUGGCCGAACCUCGUGCACAAUAUGCUUUAGCACAGUUGCAGGAAAUUGCGAGAUUUCUUCGAGUUCUUGGUUGUUAUGCAAUUGAUACAGUUGUAUAGAAUUUGAUCAAUGAGUUUUAAGGUGCAAUAGAAGAUGCUGUUUGUUUUACUGACAGCAUAAGCGACUAGGCUACUACUGGAUGCAAAGGGAGAAAAGCAUUGCACCAUCCAUGCAAAAUUAUUUGGAUCUCCUAAGGAGUUUCGUCAUAGUUCACCUUAGGGUGAAUGCUGGUGCAGCCGCAGACAUCGUCGUUUUGCUAUUUAUAUUAUACUAUACAUAUAUCAUCAUUCGUUCGCGCAUAUAUUGUAUAGAGCACCGUUACAGACCAAAGUUUGUUACCUUGAACAGAAAAAACUCCUGGACACUAUGUUCCUGGACCUCCCUUUAAACUUUGUUGCAGGUCCCUUUUAUUUAAAUAAAAAGAAAACAAUUUUGAUGCAGAGUAAA
This is a messenger RNA of Cicer arietinum (chickpea), 1859 nucleotides long. RefSeq names its product arogenate dehydratase/prephenate dehydratase 1, chloroplastic. Gene Ontology annotation, cellular component: chloroplast; cytoplasm. Lineage: Eukaryota; Viridiplantae; Streptophyta; Magnoliopsida; Fabales; Fabaceae. Gene Ontology annotation, molecular function: arogenate dehydratase activity; prephenate dehydratase activity. Gene Ontology annotation, biological process: L-phenylalanine biosynthetic process. The record is from RefSeq and is a predicted model, not a curated record.